AUUCGACAUUGUUAUUUAGUACCAUCUUUUGUAAAGUAAUCUGAAUAUUUAAUUAUUAAAUUCUACUUCAUAUUGAUCAUAAUGACAUGUUGAAGUUUUUGCUAGUUGACAAUCUAAUGGAUAAGUAUGGGGAAGGUUCAACACAGAUUCACAAAUGUCAGACAUGUGAGUAUGAAAACAAGAUUUACUCGGGAGGCACACACAUUACUGAAGGUGGUUCUCUGAUGGUGUAUGCAGAAGAGGAUGAAUUUGUCUGUCCAAAUUGCGACCCAAGUGCUGCUGAUGGAAAUGACAGUGAUGCUAGUAAGAGAGUAAAUAUAAUAAUAAUAUAUUUUAUUCCAUUGCAGCAUUACUGGUACAUAGGAUAUGAUACAAUAUAACAGAUACAUACAAACAAUAAAACUAUAGCUAUUCCUUAAUUACAAACAGUACAGUCAGAGAAAAUCUUAGUUAAAUGUUGUUCUUUAAGUUUCUAAUAAUUCUGUACUGUAGCUAGGCAAAGCCAUGGAUUUUAUAAUAAUAUUACUCAAUAUUUGAUAUUUCAUAUGCAUUCAACAUUUAAUUGUAGAUGAGAUAUGCCUGAAAUGGACUUAAUAUUUUAAAAAUUUUCUGGUGGACCAUGCCAUGACCAUCUAUCUAGUCAAAAAAGACUUUUAAAUAAAUGUGUACAUGUUGUGUUUUUGUGAAACAUUAAUGUACAUUACCGAGGCCGGUAGGGGGAAGAUACCCAAGGCCUGGAAGUCAGGGGGCCAGCAGAAAAUUACCAGAGUGCCAUACAUAGAGCGCAGCUCACAUGAGUGUUUGUGUGUGUGUAUGUGUGUGUGGAUGGGAGGCAAUGGUCACAAAUCUACCCUGGGGCAAUAUGAUGGUUCUUGCUAGUCAUGCAUGUAUACUAAAAAUUUUGACUAAAUGUUAAUAGGAGUGCCUGAGGUGAAUGACAGAAAAUUAGAAAACAAAGAAGAGAAAGACAUAAAAGAAAAAAGUACAACUGAUAAAAAGAUUGGAGCAUGGAAGAAGAGAAAGAGUACAGUUGAGAAAAGCACGGAAAUCGCUUUUAACUAG
This is a messenger RNA of Paramuricea clavata, 1062 nucleotides long. NCBI's taxonomy places the organism in Eukaryota, Metazoa, Cnidaria, Anthozoa, Malacalcyonacea, Plexauridae. The record is from the annotation of a GenBank genome assembly.